Messenger RNA from Oryza sativa Japonica Group (Japanese rice), 895 nucleotides. Lineage: Eukaryota; Viridiplantae; Streptophyta; Magnoliopsida; Poales; Poaceae. The record is from RefSeq and is a predicted model, not a curated record.
ACACGUUGCGACUCGUGAUAUGUUUUUAUAAAUUUUAAUCAGGCAGCUGCUGCCUACGUGGCCUGGCACGUGGCGUCGUCGCCGGCUGCCUCGCUCCCUGCUCCGGCGACCGUUCCUCCGGGAGACCCACACGUGCGCCCGACGUGUACAACCGCCGCGAAGAAAACUCGCAGCUAAUCCAUGCUCUAGUUCACCUCUUCUACUCUCGAUCUCCAUCACCGAUUCACCGAUCGGUCGAGUAGGGCAGCCAUGGGCGGAUCAAGGAACAACAAUGGCGGGAAAACGGCGGAGGCGGCGGCGGCGGCGAGCGGCACGGCCAACACCGUCGUGGCGCUCGUGCUCCUCCUCGUCGCCGCGUCGGCCGUCGUGUUCUUGCUGUCGCCGCCGACGCCGGCGGCGACGCGGAUCGGCCGUCACGGCGACGGCGGCCCCCGCCGCGAGCCGGUGGAGCUGGCCAUCGGGCUCGCCGGACACGAGAGCUGGCUCGACGCCGUCCGCGCCUGGGCGAAGCUGGCCUGCCUGAAGCUCCGGCCGCCGGAGCCGCGGUACGAUCUGCGCAGCCCGGCGGCGGUGAAGGCGGCGGCGAAGGAGGCCCUGGAGAUGGGCAAGGUGGCGGUGGAGCACGCCGCAGAGUCGGCGGCGACGGCGGCGGAGGAGGCAGUGGGGAAGACCACGGUGAAGCUCAAGAGGAAGUUGUCGCCGCCGACAUCGCCGGCGGGGGGGCGCCUCGACGAAGACCUGUGACCCUGUGUUCUGUACUGUAAGUAUUAUAUGUUCGAUAUGAACCGGCCAUAUCAUAUGUCAAGCAGUUGAAAGCUUACACUAGCAGUAAAUUUUGGAGUCGGCAUGUCAUCUGCGUACGGCAGGAAUGUUGGGACUGUAUGAGCAGGCGAAG